Molecule: messenger RNA, 3560 nt
Organism: Callorhinchus milii (elephant shark)
Lineage: Eukaryota; Metazoa; Chordata; Chondrichthyes; Chimaeriformes; Callorhinchidae
Gene: rabep1
Product: rabaptin, RAB GTPase binding effector protein 1
Exons: 19
Coding region: 1-3186 (1061 amino acids)
Biological process (GO): endocytosis
Cellular component (GO): intracellular membrane-bounded organelle
Molecular function (GO): growth factor activity; GTPase activator activity
Source: RefSeq, a predicted model, not a curated record
AUGGACAGCACUGGGCCUGGACAGCACUGCCGGGGGCGCGUGGCCUGGACAGCACUGCCGGGGGCGCGUGGCCUGGACAGCACUGCCGGGGGCGCGUGGCCUGGACAGCACUGCCGGGGGCGCGUGGCCUGGACAGCACUGCCGGGGGCGCGUGGCCUGGACAGCACUGCCGGGGGCGCGUGGCUGGACAGCACUGCGGGGGCGCGUGGCCUGGACAGCACUGCCGGGGGCGCGUGGCCUGGACAGCACUGCCGGGGGCGCGUGGCCUGGACAGCACUGCCGGGGCGCGGCCUGGACAGCACUGCGGGGCGCGUGGCCUGGACAGCACUGCCGGGGGCGCGUGGCCUGGACAGCACUGCCGGGGGCGCGUGGCCUGGACAGCACUGCCGGGGGCGCGUGGCCUGGACAGCACUGCCGGGGGCGCGUGCCUGGACAGCACUGCCGGGGGCGCGUGGCUGGACAGCACUGCGGGGGCGCGUGGCCUGGACAGCACUGCGGGGCGCGUGGCCUGGACAGCACUGCCGGGGGCGCGUGGCCUGGACAGCACUGCGGGGCGCGUGCUGGACAGCACUGCCGGGGGCGCGUGGCCUGGACAGCACUGCCGGGGUGAUGAGCCUCCAGCAGCGAGUGAGUGAGCUGGAACAGGCCAAAGCUGACUUCCUACGCACAAAACAGCAGCUGGAGUUUGAGUUUAAUCAGAAAAGGGCGAAAUUCAAAGAGCUGUUCCUGGCCAAAGAAGAGGAGCUGCAGCGGCAGAAUGCGUCGCUACAGGAGUCGACAGCCGACGUGACCCGGCUCCAGGGGGAGCUGGCUGAGGCCCGGGCCGACAUGGAGAACAUCAAAGCCAUUGCCACCGUGUCCGAGACAACCAAACAGGAAGCUAUCGACGACGUGAAGAAGCAAUGGCAGGAGGAAGUAGCAUCACUACAAGCCGUAAUGAAAGAAACAGUUCGUGACUAUGAACAUCAGUUCCAUCACCGGCUGGAGCAGGAGAGGGCCCAGUGGGGACAGUACAAGGAGACAGUGGAGCGGGAAGUGGCUGAGCUGAGGCGACGGGUGUCGGAGGGACGGGAGGAGGACACCUUGGAAAAUGAAAUGAAGAAAGCCCAGGAAGAUGCUGAGAAGCUGCGCUCGGUGGUGAUGCCCAUGGAACAAGAGAUAGCGGCUCUCAAAGAUAAGCUUUCAACCACCGAGGAGAAGGUUAAAGAAUUGGAGGCUUCGAAGGUAAAGGAACUGAAUCAUUACCUGGAGACGGAGAAAUCCUGCCGGACUGACCUGGAGAUGUACGUGGCCGUCCUCAAUACCCAGAAGAGCGUGCUGCAGGAGGAUGCCGAGAAACUGCGAAAGGAGCUUCACGAAGUGUGUCACUUGUUGGAGCAGGAGAGGCAGCAGCACCACCAGCUGAAGCACACGUGGCAGCGAGCCAAUGACCAGUUCCUGGAGUCGCAGCGGCUGCUGAUGAGGGACAUGCAGCGCCUGGAGAACGUGCUGAGCACUGAGCAGCAGCGGCAGGUGGAGGAGCUCAAGAGGAGAGAGCAGGCAGAGGUGGAGAAGCGGAGAAUCGGCAAAACCAGGGAGAAGAAAGUGCCGCCUGAAGCCGAGGAGGAAGGCUCGACCGUGAGCUCGCAGUCGCACACUGAAUCUCCGGCUAAAUCUCUCAGCGUAUUGCCGAACGAGGAGAUGUGUGGGAACAGUGUGCACAGCUCAGCUCACUCCCUGGAUUCCGAUCUCUCGGCUCCCGCAGUGGCAGCUGCGACUAAGGCUGAUGCUGAGCUGUUCCGGGACGGGCUGCGGAGAGCUCAGUCCACUGACAGUCUAGGCACCUCCGGCUCAUUGCAGCCCAAGGGCCUGGUGUCUGGGCACAAGGCCAAAUCCGCGGGGAACCUGGACGAGUCGGACUUCGGGCCCCUGGUCGGAGCCGAUUCGGUGUCGGAGAACUUUGACUCGGUCUCGAUCGGCUCCUUCCAGCUGUCGGGCUCCUUUGUGCUGACCAAGGACCAGGAGAAAGCCAUCAAAGCCCUGACCCCCGAGCAGGAGGAGACCGCCUCACUCCUCUCCAGCCUGACCCAGGGCAUGGACAGUGCACACCUGGCUCCCAGCGGAUACCGCAUGGUCAGUGAGAAGGAGUGGGAUCUGUUACAGCAGGAGGUGCAGAACGCGGGGAACAAGCUGGGCCGUCGCUGUGACAUGUGCUCCAACUACGAGAAGCAGCUGCAGGGAACACAGACACAGGAGGCCGAGACCCGGGACCAGGUGAAGAAGCUGCAGGUGAUGCUGAGACAAGCUAACGAGCAGCUCGAGAGGACAAUGAAGGAGAAACAGAAUAUGGAGGAUUACGUCAAACACAGCUCCGAUGACACCAGUAUCCAGGUGACCGGGCUGAUACAGCGAGCGCAGGAAGCUGAUGCGUUACUGGCAGAAAUGCAGCAGUUGUUCUCACAUGCAAAAAGAAGAACCCAGGAGCAGAUGGCCGUGUUGACGCAGUCGAGGGAGCAGGUGUCGGAGGAGCUGUCACGGUUACAGAGGGAGAAUGAGAGCCUGCAGGGAAAGCACAGCCUCCACACCUCCAUCCUUCAGGCUGAAGCCUUCAUCCCGCCUGAUACCGUGGAGGAGCUGCAGCUGCUGGUCAGGAAGUACCGGGAGGACAUUGUUAGCGUGCGGACGGCGGCCGAUCACCUGGAGGAGAGGCUGAAGGCGGAGAUCCUGUUCCUGAAGGAGCAGAUCCAGGCAGAGCAGUGCCUGAAGGAGAACAUCGAGGAGACGCUGCAGCUGGAGAUCGAUAACUGCAAGGAGGAGAUCGAUCUCGUUGAAGCUUCCUUCUGCAGCUUAAAAAACGAGCUGGAGAGAGUGAGAGCCGACAAGGACCAGUUGGAAGCCUGGUUACCGGAGAGGAACCAGCAGCUCGAGCAUCUCGAAAGCAUCAAGAUCAACUUAGAGGAGCAGCUCCGCAAGGAAAGCGCUUUCAAGGGCGCCCUCGAGAGGCAGCUGUGUGAGGAGAAGAACAAGAGCCAGAGGCUGCAGACGGAGCUGGACGUCAGCGAGCAGGUGCAGAGGGAUUUUGUCAAACUCUCACAAACUUUACAGGUUCAGCUGGAGAGGAUCCGACAGGCAGAAUCGCUGGAAAAUAUCCACACCAUUCUGAACGACACGAAACUGACAGACAUAAACCAGCUGCCGGAGACAUGACCCCCGAGCCCAGGCUGCCAAUGGUUUUUACUCAUCCAGACACUUGUCUUUGUAGAAACAUGUUAAUUAUUAUUUAACUCUAAUGAGCGAGUGAGUGAGUGGGUUGACGUGAAGAGCGGUUACUGAGGUGUAAAUGUUUCUAGAAUGACUUUGCACAGGACGCCUGACUGCAGACAAAAGAGAUUAUUUCCCCCACUGGACAGGAACGGCCAGCCACAGGGAACACUACUGAAACGCCAUUAAUCUCAGCGAGCAACAGGACUCCAUCCCUAGUGUAACUCGUGUUUAAACUUAGCGAAAAAAAAUCAUUGAUACAAAAAUUCACAGGCGUGAGGUGCUGUGCCCCAGUGCCCCGUUCAUUUACUUUGUAUUGU